Messenger RNA from Populus nigra (black poplar), 554 nucleotides. Its product is annotated as small ribosomal subunit protein eS28x. Gene Ontology annotation, cellular component: ribosome; cytosolic small ribosomal subunit. Gene Ontology annotation, molecular function: structural constituent of ribosome. The record is from RefSeq and is a predicted model, not a curated record. The coding region runs from base 127 to 324 and encodes 65 amino acids. The transcript is spliced from 2 exons. Gene Ontology annotation, biological process: ribosomal small subunit assembly; translation; maturation of SSU-rRNA. Lineage: Eukaryota; Viridiplantae; Streptophyta; Magnoliopsida; Malpighiales; Salicaceae.
CUCUAUAUAUAAAGACCCCCGUAUAACAUCUUUGUCUCUCUAGGGUUUUUGUUUCUCUCAUUGCUGUGAGUGUGAGAACCCAGCAGCAGCCACGUGCUCUCUCUCUGCAUCCGUAGCUCUUUCAGAAUGGAUAGUCAAAUUAAGCAUGCUGUGGUGGUGAAAAUUAUGGGAAGGACUGGAUCUCGAGGACAGGUUACUCAGGUUAGAGUCAAGUUUAUUGAUGACCAGAACCGUUUCAUAAUGAGGAACGUCAAGGGACCAGUUAGAGAAGGUGACAUUCUUACAUUGCUUGAGUCUGAGAGAGAAGCUAGGAGACUCCGUUAAUGGGCAUCAUACUGUUUUGGUACAAGAUUCUCAUCCUAGUUUUGCUGGUAGUCAAUCAGGACUGUUUUGUUCUGUACUAGCUAGCGAGUGCUCAUUGUUUUUGCUUACAGUUUGAUUAUCAAGACUGGGAUUCCAGAUUUAUGAGUCAUAUGUAAGAAUGCUUUGAAUGUCUUAAGUUCAGUUCAAACCUGCAAGUCUUGUUAAAAUUAAGUUUUCUGCAACUUAUAAUC